AUGUCGGCUUUAAGUGGAUUCGACAGCGAGGUUGUAGGCUUUGAAAGUGUUGCACCAAUAAAAAAAUCGGGAAUUGAAAUAUCUACGCAAACAUGCGAGUUCAGUGAAUGCGGGGUCGCUUCGCAGACUGUUUUAUCCAAAGAUAUUGGUUGCAUGGCUGCUCCUGGAGAGCUGAACGCCGAUGACGGUGUCCCCAAGGAAUAUCCACCUUCAGGUCUCAAUGAUUUUCUGAGGAGAGUCGUGCCAGGUAUGAUGGAACAGUUGGAACAGAAUGAUAAAGAGAUGCUAUACAACUCGUCGGAUUCAGAAGACGAGGAGCCGGUUGCGGCAAAGCUUCUCCAAGAGAUGAAGGUCGAGGGCGACGGGCUGGGUGCUGGGGACCACCGGUCCUCGAUAUUAAGUGUAACUUGGAGCAGCGCUGGUAAUUCUUUAGCACUUUCCAUCGGUCAAACUCAACACGAGACUUGGUGUCAGAAUCCGGGCCUCAUAAAAGUGUACACCACGAAGCGAUCGGAAGGCGAUAAGUUGGUCCACAUGCUGGAUAUAUCCGAGAAGAACUGUGUUACUGUUCUUAAAUAUCAUCCGACUGUGGCCGCGCUUCUGGCGUAUGGUACGACUUCGGGCGAAGUUGUACUUUGUAACCUAACCAAUCCCAGUUCGAACUGUUACGACGAAGGCCUGACUUCUCCGUCAGGUUGCCAUGGAUCCAGACGCGUGUCAGCUCUCUACUGGGCUGACGCGACGUUAGCUAAUACGUUCCUGACUAUGCAGAUAAACUGCAAGGGGAGACGUCGAGGAGCUUCCGACCAAAUUUUAAUUUCGUCUGGAAGUGACGGUACUAUCAACGUUUGGCAGGUAAACGCAAACCUCAAGAUAUUCGAGAAUGUGGUUUGUUACACUUUGAACGCGGGAAAAAAUGCUCCAGAUAUAACCUGCUUUGACUUUAUCAAGAGCUUUCCCUUACGAGGGUACGAUGAGAGGAUCCUAGCGGACGUUUUUGCAGUCGGUACUAAAUCUGGAAGGCUGUAUUUAUGUAAAAUAAAGGCGCACGAGGAGGGCGAGGUUGAUCCUGUGUAUCAAGUGCUGGAAGGCCAUUCCUCCUGUGUGCUGGAAGUCGCGUUCAGUUACCAGAAGCCUGGCACCUUUGUUUCCGUCUCUAUGGACUCGGAAUUAAGGGUUUACAACAUCAAUCAACCCGGUCCGUUAAAGAUCUUCUGCCUCGACGUAGCAAUCAGUUGCAUGUCGUGGUUGGGACACGUUCCCUGCGUAGUUCUGGGCCUGACAGACUCGGAGAAAGAAGCCCUGCGCGGGUACAACGUGUCGAGCGGGAAAGUCGUUCCAAUCGAGGGUCUGCUCGGCGGAGGCUGCGUUACCUGUGUUGCCGUCAGUCAGAGUGGGUCCUGCAAGAUAGCAGCGGGAGACAGCGAUCACACUCUGCGCGUUUGGGAGCUGCCCGCGCGUCGCAUCAAGUUUACGUCGGACAGCUUAGAUCUUUAA
Messenger RNA from Parnassius mnemosyne (clouded apollo), 1497 nucleotides. Lineage: Eukaryota; Metazoa; Arthropoda; Insecta; Lepidoptera; Papilionidae. The record is from the annotation of a GenBank genome assembly.